AUGAACGCGAUACCUGAUGAGACUCUACUAUCUGCUCUCUCUAUACCGGGAACACAUGAAAGCUUAUCAUUACAUGGAGGACCUCUUCUUAAACGUCAAGUUUGGACUUUGGACACACAACUUAAAUUGGGAAUACGGUAUUUUGACAUGCAUGUUGGGAUUUGGUUGUUUAACCAAAAACAUAUUUCUGUCAGUGAUAGUCACUGGUUGUUUGGGCAGAAGAUUCAUUUUGAUGAAGCACUUGGGAUUUUUGUAAACUUUUUGAAUGUCCAUAGAAGUGAGACUGUGCUUGUGAAAGUAACUUUACAUGGAUUAUAUAAGCGAAAAGUCCGAGAAUUUAUGAUGAAUUUGAUUGAAAAGUACAGAAAUAACAUAUGGAUGAAGUUGUCAGUACCAAAUAUGCAACAGGCAAGGGGCAAGAUUGUUCUUCUCCAGAGUGACACCUUCUCAAUUGGAACAAAUAACCAUGAUUCAUAUUUCUUUGAAAACGGCAAGCUAAUCAAUGUGGAAGUCAAAAUACGGAAUAUUAAGUCACAACUCUGUGGACAUUACAUUGUGUUGACUAACAGUGCAGCAUCAGCUUAUCGCAGUCCCAAUACAAGGGCUCAAAAAGUUAACAAGCAGAUUUAUAGCUUUGUGGACCAACAUAAAAAGAGCUCCACAAACCAAGGUUGCAUAGGAGUCUUAAGUAUGGACUUCCCAAGUGUUGAACUUAUUAAAAACAUAAUAGAAAUCAAACCAUGUAACUGUAAACAUCAGCUGGAGCAGCACCUGCAUCUGACGUCACAACACCUGGGCCAAACUGGGACACAGCUGAAGCAUCACCUAGACCAGAGUCAGAAACAACAGAUCGAGCAACACCUUGGCCAGAGUUGGAAGGAAGAGCUAAGGCAGCACCUGCACCAGACUCUAGCAAGCCUGGGUCUGAUACUGAACCAAUAG
This is a messenger RNA of Solea senegalensis (Senegalese sole), 942 nucleotides long. RefSeq names its product 1-phosphatidylinositol phosphodiesterase-like. Bases 1 to 942 code for a protein of 313 amino acids. Lineage: Eukaryota; Metazoa; Chordata; Actinopteri; Pleuronectiformes; Soleidae. Gene Ontology annotation, biological process: lipid metabolic process. The record is from RefSeq and is a predicted model, not a curated record. The transcript has 2 exons. Gene Ontology annotation, molecular function: phosphoric diester hydrolase activity.